AUGGCCGAUACAAACAUGUCAGGCGAUCAGCCCGCCGAGCCCUUCACCCUCGAAGAACGCAUCCAGCAACUCUGCGACAUCGACAAGAACAUUGUCCAGCUCAUGAACCACACCUCCUCCGCCAUGUCCGCCCUGAGCAACAAGCCCCAGUCUUCGUCGUCCAACACCACAAGUACCGUCUCCCCCGAAGACCAGAAGCAGCUCUUCAAAGACUCAAUGGACUCCCUCUUGUCCACCCUUCACACAGUCGAUGUUCAUAUGAAGCGCCAGAUCAUGGGCCUCGAGGAGGCCGGCAUCAUCAAGCUUCGCAACGACGCUUCUAAGGAAAGGCAGGUUGUCAUGAACGAGGAUGCCAAGAUCGUCGCCAGACCCUCGUUGGAGCCAAAUGGAGUUGGCACCAUUGGCAACCUGGACGUUGGGUGGCUCAACAGCCGCAACAACAAGGUCGAGCGCGACAUGGAGGCCGAGCUGUGGGCGAAGAUGAGGGAGUUCCUUGAAAAAUACCAUGCAAAUGAGCAGCCAGGAGGAGUCGACAGGAUGCAGCAGUGA
Colletotrichum siamense is the source of this 549-nucleotide messenger RNA. RefSeq lists its product as uncharacterized. Gene Ontology annotation, biological process: regulation of transcription by RNA polymerase II. NCBI's taxonomy places the organism in Eukaryota, Fungi, Ascomycota, Sordariomycetes, Glomerellales, Glomerellaceae. The record is from RefSeq and is a predicted model, not a curated record. Gene Ontology annotation, cellular component: mediator complex. The transcript has a single exon. Gene Ontology annotation, molecular function: transcription coregulator activity. The coding region runs from base 1 to 549 and encodes 182 amino acids.